Molecule: messenger RNA, 181 nt
Organism: Prorocentrum cordatum
Lineage: Eukaryota; Dinophyceae; Prorocentrales; Prorocentraceae
Source: the annotation of a GenBank genome assembly
CGCGUGCGCGCCGCGAGGUGGUCGCUGCGGCCCUGGCCGCCGUCACCGAGCCCGUCCUCAACCGGGUGGUCGGCAGGCGUAUGACCAUCAGGCAGGCCCUGCGGGAGGUCCCGUUGGGCUUCUUUUUGCGCUUCUUCCGCACCACCUUGGCGACGAAUCUGGUCAAGUUUCCGUUCUUUGA